UGUUCUAGCGCCCAAGGAUGACGUGUUCUUCCAGCGCCACGUCGUGAGGAAGUGGAGCGGUUGAAAGGCGCCGGGCGGUGUGGAGCAGGUGUUGGGUUUAAGGGUUUACCUGGCUGGUGUCUUCUUGUUCUGGGGUCAUCUUCUGCCAGGGCAGGAGCUAUGUCAUGGAUCAAGGAAGGAGAGCUGUCACUUUGGGAAUGGUUCUGUGCCAACAUCAUAAAAGCGGGCCCAAUGCCCAAACACAUUGCCUUUAUAAUGGAUGGAAACCGUCGCUAUGCCAGGAAGUGCCAAGUGGAGCGGCAGGAAGGCCACUCACAGGGCUUCAACAAGCUGGCUGAGACCCUGCGCUGGUGUUUGAACCUGGGCAUCCUAGAGGUGACGGUCUACGCGUUCAGCAUUGAGAACUUCAAACGCUCCAAGAGUGAGGUAGACGGGCUAAUGGAUCUGGCCCGGCAGAAGUUCAGCCGCUUGAUGGAAGAACAGGAGAAACUGCAGAAGCAUGGGGUAUGUAUCCGGGUGCUGGGCGAUCUGCAUUUGUUGCCCUUGGAUCUCCAGGCGCUGAUUGCACAGGCGGUACAGACCACCAAGAACUAUAACAAGUGUUUCCUAAAUGUCUGCUUUGCUUACACAUCCCGUCACGAGAUCAGUAAUGCUGUGAGAGAGAUGGCCUGGGGAGUGGAGCAAGGCCUGCUGGAUCCCAGUGAUGUCUCUGAGUCUCUGCUCGAUAAGUGCCUCUAUACCAACCACUCUCCGAAUCCUGACAUCUUGAUACGGACUUCCGGGGAAGUGAGGCUCAGCGACUUCUUGCUCUGGCAGACUUCCCACUCCUGCUUGGUGUUCCAGCCCGUUCUGUGGCCAGAAUACACAUUUUGGAACCUCUGUGAGGCCAUCCUGCAGUACCAGAUGAACCAUAGCACGCUCCAGGUAGUCGCUGUCUUCUCCUUAGGAAAAGUUAAAAGCUUGAACUAUUGUCUCCUACAUUCCUGACUGAACCAUGGCGUUGCCUGCUAAUCCUGCUCAUUCUGGGACUGACUGGCAAUGACUUAACCCUGCAGAGUAUCAUUCUCCUCACCUGUAAAAUGAGGAGUGGUGUCAAUAAGAAUGCCUGCCUGGGGUGCCUAGGUGGCUCCGUGGGCUCAGGGUCCGACUCUUGAUUUCGGCCCUGGUCUUAAUCUCAGGGUUGUGAGUUCAAGCCCCACAUUGGGCUCUGCACUGGGCAUGGCGCCUACUUAAAAAAAAAAAAAAAAAAAAAGUCCUGCCUCACAGGUUUGUGAUAGGGUGCAGUAAGCUAAUACAGCAAAAGUGCUGAGAGCAGUGCUGGAACAGAAUUCAUCUUCAGAGAAUCAUGGCCAGUAUCCUUUCCCGUGUGUGUCUCUGAGCUCUUCAUCAGAGUUCUCCUGUCUCCAGAAAAGCCAUAGGCUCAGAGCACCCUUCUCAUCCCGUGCCAGUACAGUUCCCUAGGCAGGAGACCCUGGGGGUGCUUCAGUAUGUGGUGUUUCUGGCAGGGGUAGCUGUCUCAGGCAGCCAUCAGAAAUGCACCCCCCAUGCUACUCACCUGGGCACGUUGACUGCGGCAAAUGGGGACUUAUGGGUGGACUUGUCAUUGGCUAAUAAAUGUUUUGUAAUCAAAUGCCUGCAGCCUCUCUCCAGGCCCAGACAGUGUAGCGGAGGACUUGAGAAUUUAUAUACUGGAGGGGCUGUUACAUCUUGCUCCCUAAUUCUGCUGAGGAGAGAACAAGAGCAGAGAGGCUUAAUGCUCAGGAGAGGUUUAGAUGAAUAGGGCAGAGCCCCAUUUCUCAAAGCAAGCUCCAUGGAGCCCUUGCACCAAGAUGGCAUGAGGUCUGUAUAAAAAGUCUCUAAGGAAAUUACUAAUACCCACACCUGAUUGGUCAUUAAAAGGGAAAGUAGACAGUAUGGUCAGGGAGAGAGAAAUUGAUUGUUAAGACUUCUUGAGCCUGGAUUUUCUGAGGCUGAAUACCUGAGAAGACUUAAAACACAUCUGAAAUGUGGAGGUAGAUCCAGACCAUGCGGAGGCUGGAUAGACAGGCAUUUAUAUGCACUGAUUCCCCACGCCACCCCUACAAAGCACAGCUUAUCCAGAGACACAUUUCCCAUAGGUCUCUCAAGAAGCUACCUUAGUGGAGAAACCAGUGGAACUUCAGCCUGCUGUGACCUAGGCCCUCCCCACCUCAGCCUCAGUGUCCUUAUCUGUACAAUGGGGAGGCUGGGUAGAUGGUCUUUAGGAGCUCCCCUGGCUCUGUCAUCCUAACAGUAAAUCUGAUUCCUGGCAAUAAGGGGCCAGGCCCUCCCUUGACUGCAGCCUCCCUGCCCAGCACUCAGUCUGGGGAUGCCAUCAGAAGAAGCCUGAGCCUCACAGAGUGACUUUAAGCAGCUCCAUGUUUCCUCCCUCUGUGGCUGAGUACUCCCCUCGUUUCUGUCCUGCCAGUACUUACGUACUUGGCUUUGUCCACAAGCAGUGGUAAGAGAAGAGCAGCUGACCGUGAAUAGCCAACUACUAAGUUGGCCAUUCAUUUUCUCAUUUUUCCUCAAGCCACCCAUUGUGCAGAGGACUCACUCUGGCCUGGUCAAGCUCUUCAAUUCCGUGUGUCUUUGCCAUUAUUCCCACUGCCUGAUAUUCUCCUCCCCCCAUACACCCCACCUUUAUCCAAAUCCUCCCCGUUGGUUAAAACCCAGCUCAAAUUCUGCCUGUCCAUGAGGUGUCACUGUUUCUUGAUCAUCAUCAGUGACAAUGUCUCUCUUCUCUGAGCUCUGUGUCCUAAUCGGCCCAUAAGCACGUGGAUUGCUGAGACCAUAUCCUCCAUAUCCUGUACAUCAUACCCUAGUAAGGUUCUGUACACAAAACCCAGGGUUCCUCCUUCUGCCCAAGGCCAGGAAGAAGCCUUUCCAGCAAGAUGGAAGGCCUUCACAGUGACUUCUCAAACCCUUCUAGUCUUCAUAGCUCCAUGUGUGAGCUCAUCACCCUAGCAGAAGAGUGCCCUUGAAUGCCUGGGUUCAUACAGGAGCCUAGGGAGGGAUUUUCCAGAAUUUCCAUUUGUUAUCUUUAUUCAUGCAGUAAACCUUGAUUGCUGAGAGACCCUAGCAAAUCAUUUCCCUACUCUGAAUUUCCAUGUCUGUCUCCAAAAGAUAAAAAGUAGCUGCACUGAGAGGGUCAAGUGCUUGUGCAUGUGUAAGAUACUCUUUAAGGGAGGAAGGCGGAGCAAUCCAGGUUUACAGGCUGAGUAGGACACAGGUACACAAAUACUGUACUACAAGGUAGAAUGUGGUAAGGGUCAUCAGGGUAUAGAAGGCCAACCUAGCAGCAAAGUGUAGUUUCUUACACGUGGAAUAGGUUUGGCAGGAGGAGCUCUGGAGCCAAGGCUCCAUAUCCAGUCAGGAUGGCCUUGGUCCGGCUCCGGGGGGAUUUUCCCCUCACCAGGAGCUUCCUCCCUGCCUUCCUAGGGCCACCUGGUCAGUCAGUUGAGUAUUUCACAUGUACAGGGCGCCCAAAGUGCCAGAGAGGAAACGCCACACGGUCUCUGCCUUCUGGGAGUUUAUGGUUUGUCUGGAGAUACACAAGCAAAUGAGAAGUGCUGCCAGGGACCACGAUCCCUUCCCUGGUGUCAGAGCUGGUUCCAGGAGCCCCGAGCACUCAGGCAAGCCCUCACAUGCUUUAUUUUCUAACAGAAGAAGUGGCCUAUGGAUAACACCUAUUCUACUCGGUAGAAUGCAGUAAGUGGCUUAAGAGAGCAGAACCUGUUUCUCACCACGUUCCUAGGAGGAUCAUUUGCUGGAAGAGUCAGGCCGGUCUCCCUACAGGAGGCAAGUCUGGAGCCAAACUCGGAAAAAUAGUUGAGGGGGUUGGGAGGAUGGCACCCUUAGAAUGACCCGGGAAGCCAAAGGAGGUGACCCAUUGGCCGUGCCCCAGGCAGGAAUAGGACCUUCCUUGCAGCAGAGAAUAGACAAUAACUUGUGAAAUUGCUGUUUCUGUGUGAGAGCCUGCUAAUAUUCGAGAGAGGGUUUUGCAUAUAUUAUCUCUAAUCCUUAAAACCACUCUUCAAGGUAGACACAACCCCCACUUUACAGAUGAAGAAAUGAGGUUAGGAGAGGAUUUGCCCAAAGCCACAAAGCUAGUUGGUGGGGGAACCAGAAGUCAGACCCGCGUUCGCCUGGUUCCCUUCCAAGUGUGAGCCUGAGAAGAAUUUCAAGAAAGACAGAGGCUCCCACCCAAAACAAACCAAGAUGGACCCAGAACUGCCGCUGCCGGGCCUCUGCCUCAUGGGCGCCCCCCCUGCACAGCCACUCCCAAGCUCUUCCUGAUCUGGUACAAACUCCCCAUUGUUCCACUUAACUUGGCCCGCCUGGUGCCCCACCCCCUACCUCCUCCAUCCCAGUUCCACUCACACCUAAAAAUGAUCUCCCCACCCCGACCCCCACUUUU
Mirounga angustirostris (Northern elephant seal) is the source of this 4438-nucleotide messenger RNA. RefSeq names its product dehydrodolichyl diphosphate synthase subunit (gene DHDDS). Gene Ontology annotation, biological process: polyprenol biosynthetic process. Gene Ontology annotation, cellular component: dehydrodolichyl diphosphate synthase complex; endoplasmic reticulum. The transcript has 9 exons. Lineage: Eukaryota; Metazoa; Chordata; Mammalia; Carnivora; Phocidae. The coding region runs from base 160 to 987 and encodes 275 amino acids. The record is from RefSeq and is a predicted model, not a curated record. Gene Ontology annotation, molecular function: ditrans,polycis-polyprenyl diphosphate synthase [(2E,6E)-farnesyl diphosphate specific] activity.